UCCACACUUUUAAUUGUAUUACAAUAUUCAAUCUUUAUAGAGUAUUUACUAUUCGAUCCAACACUGAUGCAACUUAAUGGACUAUUAUAAGGUCACGAAUAAUAGUAAUAUAAUUAUCUUACUUGAUUUACUGAUUGUAUUUUGUCGACAAAAUUCACUAGUGAAUCAGUGUUCAGUGUAAACAAGUUAUGCGUCGGAUUGUGACCGUAUUACUAAUUAUAAUAAUGCUGUUGAAUAAUAUACCAAGAGGCACCAGCCGUAGAGCUUUUAAUACGUUACAUUUUCGUAAGGUUUCAACCGACUUUGGACGCAAAUAUGCCUCGAAUUAUGCAGCGCGUAUUAGCGAAGAUAACAAGGCAAUAAACAUGACACUCGAUUUGGUGAGAGAUCUAACUGUAGAUCUCUGGCUUAAAGUGAAUAUCACACAGCGAGAGACAAAGAAUCGUUACAAAAAUAUCUUUGCAUACAAUAUGAACUUGUGCCAACUGAUUGGCAAAGCUAAAGGCAUAAAUGUGUUUACAAUUUGGUUGCAGAACAUUUAUAGAUACACCAACAUGCCCAUGAGUUGUCCCAUUGAAGAGGGUCAAUAUUACUGGAGGGAUCUGAGACCAGAUAAGGAUAGCAUACCGGCUUUCAUUCUCACAGGACACUUUCGGAUUGAUGCGUUGUUCUACAUGAAGGAUUGGGACAACGAUAUGCUGACCAAUACCACAAUGUUUGUGUAUAUUAAAAUGAAGUAAAUGCUGAUAAAUGUUCAAUUUGUCGCACAUUAGAUAUUGAAUGAUUCAGAGAGCCCACAAAUCUAUCUAUUUGAUCGCCAACACAAUUUUUCACUUCCAAUUGAGAAAACCGUGGCACGUGCACUUCACAUAAAUAAAUUAAUGAGCUUCAA
This is a messenger RNA of Drosophila albomicans, 892 nucleotides long. RefSeq lists its product as uncharacterized. Bases 189 to 740 code for a protein of 183 amino acids. The transcript is spliced from 3 exons. NCBI's taxonomy places the organism in Eukaryota, Metazoa, Arthropoda, Insecta, Diptera, Drosophilidae. The record is from RefSeq and is a predicted model, not a curated record.